This is a messenger RNA of Aspergillus alliaceus, 808 nucleotides long. RefSeq lists its product as uncharacterized. The transcript is spliced from 3 exons. Bases 17 to 667 code for a protein of 216 amino acids. Lineage: Eukaryota; Fungi; Ascomycota; Eurotiomycetes; Eurotiales; Aspergillaceae. The record is from RefSeq and is a predicted model, not a curated record.
UGAAUUCCCAGCAAAUAUGCGCUUUCCUUUCUCUUGCCUCGCCCUACUUGCAGCAGCUACGUCUGUAGUGGCUAACGGUAUUGUCACGCUUUACAUGCCCAGUGACAGCGACGAUAAUUCUACUAUCGAGAACCUUUCAGGCAAAGUUGUUGGCAUCAAUGGCUCCACGACAUCAUACGUAUUCAACUGUCCCUCCAAUGCCACAUUUGCGCCUAGUCCUACCGCGAUCCCUGCUUCCGAUGAUAACUCAAUCCUUGACACCUGCGAUAUGACAUUUAUCCAAGGCCCAAGCUCCCUGCAGAUUAAUUAUCAAGACGCGGCUAUGCUGAGAUGUAAUCUUGGCUCCAAAAGUGCUACAUGUUACGAGACUGUUGAUUACCUUUCGGGGUCAGUGACCAAGAGCGAAUCUAUUGCUACCGAUGUGUCGCCUAUUACCUCGACUGUGGUCACUAUCACAGCGACGGAUGCCGCUGUCACGAGCUCGACUCCAGCUUCGACUAAGGCUAGUGUUACUGCUGCUGUCAGUGCUUCGUCAACUGGGGCUAUUUCGUCGUCUGGUGGUGCGAAUGCCUCACAUACGGAGAACGCGGCCGUGGCUCUGCCAACAAGACAUGCCUAUCUGACUGCCGGGGGUGUGGCUAUGGCUUUGGCUGCAGCCGUUGCUUGAAAUGGGGUUACAGCAAUGAUGAUGUGGAUCUAGCCCUUGUGGAAGAUCGAGCGACCUUGGUGGGUGUGGCAUAAUGAAUUUAGACUUGUCAACUGUUAUUGGCCGCUUAUUGACUUUGUCCCACUUGUUGAAGCAUGGAGC